AUGAUGAUAUCUCCACCAUCUGUUUUCUAUUUGAUGCUUUUGUUCUUUGGGGAAAUGGCUCAGAAGAGUCAUCAGCUCUCGUCUGUUCGUCAAGACAGAGUUUUUAUAUCCACUAAUGUCGGGGAGAGUGUAACUUUGCAGUGUUUCUAUGAAGAUGAAGUGGUAGCAAGGUUUUUCUGGUAUAAGCAAACACUAGGAGAGAAGCCAAGGCUCAUUUCUAGCUUCUAUUCGUAUGAUAAAAAUGGCACUUUCUAUGAUGAAUGUGAGAACAAUCCACGCUUCACACUGUCUACUGAAAAAGCUCAAAAUCAUUUGACGAUCACAGAUCUGCAGGUUUUGGACUCAGCUACCUAUUUCUGCGCAAGUAGCUUUUCAGUAAGUUUUGAAUUUGCAGAAGGAAUCACUGUGAGUGUUAAAGGUUCAGGUUUGAACAGCCGGCCUUUAAUUCAGCAGUCUGCAUCUAAGACCAUCCAGCCAGGAGGCUCUGUGACUCUGAACUGUACAGUACACACUGGGACCUGUGAUGAAGAACACAGUGUUUACUGGUUCAGAGACUCUGAAGAGUCUCAUUCAGGACUCAUUUACAGCCAUGGAGGCAGGAAUGAUGAGUGUGAGAGGAAACCAAAGACACACACAAACACGUGUGUGUACAGCCUGCCAAUGAAGAACCUGGAUGUUUCUCAUGCUGGGAUCUACUACUGUACUGUUGCCUCAUGUGGAUACAUGCUUUUUGGAAACGGGACCAAGCUGGACUUUGAGGACAAGCUGGGCUCUCUUCUCUUGGCGUAUGUCUUAAAUGGAGCCGUCGCAUUCAAUACAAUCCUGAUUGUAUUUCUAAUUUCCUCAAUGAGUUUGAAGAAUAUAAAACACUGUCUCUGCAGAGGGCUACGGAAGUUUUUUAAGGGCGAACAAGAUCAACAACACAGGAAGACAAGGGGAUGA
This is a messenger RNA of Pelmatolapia mariae (spotted tilapia), 942 nucleotides long. RefSeq names its product immunoglobulin kappa light chain-like. Gene Ontology annotation, biological process: response to bacterium. The record is from RefSeq and is a predicted model, not a curated record. Lineage: Eukaryota; Metazoa; Chordata; Actinopteri; Cichliformes; Cichlidae. Bases 1 to 942 code for a protein of 313 amino acids. The transcript is spliced from 4 exons.